Verruconis gallopava is the source of this 2962-nucleotide messenger RNA. RefSeq lists its product as uncharacterized. The transcript is spliced from 3 exons. Lineage: Eukaryota; Fungi; Ascomycota; Dothideomycetes; Venturiales; Sympoventuriaceae. Gene Ontology annotation, molecular function: U3 snoRNA binding; protein binding. Gene Ontology annotation, cellular component: nucleolus; 90S preribosome; small-subunit processome. Bases 27 to 2891 code for a protein of 954 amino acids. Gene Ontology annotation, biological process: endonucleolytic cleavage to generate mature 5'-end of SSU-rRNA from (SSU-rRNA, 5.8S rRNA, LSU-rRNA); endonucleolytic cleavage in 5'-ETS of tricistronic rRNA transcript (SSU-rRNA, 5.8S rRNA, LSU-rRNA). The record is from RefSeq and is a predicted model, not a curated record.
CAGAAUUUCUUCAAUUGUGCAGCGCCAUGGCUCCAAAAGGGAAGAGCUCGGUGACAUUUGCGCCGGCGAAGGUCAUACAGCCCAUCUUCACACGGGGCAACGUUGCGCUCAGCCAGGACGGGCGUAUUCUUGCCUCGUGCCUGGACGAGGACGUGCUGCUCACGGACUUGCGGACGGGACAAGAGCUAGCGAGGAUAGAAGGGGACGGAGAAAUAGCCACCUCUAUAGCCAUAACGCCUUCCGCGUCGCAUUUGAUAAUAUGUUCGCGCUCGCUGUCCAUGCACAUAUAUGCGCUUUCUUUUUCUGACUUCGACGACCACCUCGAGUAUGAGCGCCUUCGCACGCUCAAGCCGCACACGGCGCCAGUCGUUGUAACAGCGGUCGACCACACAGGGACGCUCCUGGCUACAGGAGGCGCCGACGGAGUAGCAAAGGUAUGGGACAUACGAGGUGGCUAUGUUACUCAUACAUUCCACGGCCACAGCGGCCUAGUCUCCGCCCUGCAUUUCUUUGAAGUUGAUCCGACGCAAGAGAAAGAGGAGCAUUCAUCGAAAAAACGGAAAAGAAAGGGUAAAGGCGAAAAGCUAGAGUCCGAAGCGGACGACGAGAGUACCAUGGGCUUCCGACUGGCCUCUGGCGGAGAGGACGGAAAGGUUCGGAUAUGGAACUUGCACAAGCGAUCGGCCGCGGCCGUGUUGGAUGCGCACAUGUCCGUCGUUCGCAGCUUGGACUUUUCGCGGGAGGAAAACCUGCUUCUCUCUGGUAGUAGAGAUAAGACGGCGAUUCUGUGGGACGCACGGUCGUGGAAGGCUCGAAACACGAUCGCUGUCUUGGAAGAAGUGGAGCGCGCGGGCUUCGUCGGGAGAGGCAAGCUGCUCUACACCGGUGGCGAGAUGGCCAAGCUCCGGAUAUGGGAGACGAACUCCGGGCGAGAAAUCACUGAAGAGCAAGAGCAAGGCACGGAAACAGAGGUGAUCCAGGACGUGAUUUACUAUCCAGAGUGGUCAUACUUGCUCACCGUGCACGCGGACCAGACCUUGGUCUUUCGAUCACUGGAAAAAAUAGAGGGCUAUGAAUCAAGUCAAGGCCGUAUGCCACCGCUACCUGUCCUAAGGCGUAUACCAGGUAGCCAUGAUCAGAUUAUCGACAUUGCCUACGUUGGAGAAGACAAGUCGUUACUUGCUCUGGCAACGAACUCCGAAGAUGUGCGGAUCAUCUCCAUAAAGGAUGGACGAACGGCGAAAGACGACGAUGUCACCGAGGGCGGUUACUUUGGCUCUGACGUCGCGCUACUCAAAGGUCACGACGACAUCGUGAUCGCCAUAGAUGUCGAUUGGUCAGGACACUGGCUGGCAACAGGCGCAAAGGACAAUACUGCGCGGAUUUGGCGUCUUGAUCCCUCGAACAACUUGUUUGAACAAUACAGCACAUUUACCGGGCACGCAGAAUCGCUAGGCGCGGUCGGCUUACCGAAAAAUGCCCCGCCAGCAGAUUCGUCUGCCUUCAAAGAUCCCCUAAAUCACCCGCCCCCCUUUUUGAUCACGGGUUCACAGGACCUGACGAUCAAGAAGUGGAGUAUACGGAAGCCAAGCGCUGAUGGCGGCGCAAAGACUGCCAAGUCCGCGUACACUCGGAAAGCACAUGAGAAAGAUAUCAACGCAAUAGCUGUGCACCAUUCGGCACAGUUCUUUGCGUCAGCUUCACAGGAUAGGACAGUGAAGAUAUGGUCUGUGGAGGAUGGCUCGAUUGUGGGCAUAUUGAAAGGCCAUAAGCGGGGCGUGUGGACUGUGGCUUUCUCGAACCCGGGAACAAACCUAAACAUUCCGGGAGCAACUGGUGGAGGAUCUGGCGGGAGCAGAGGAUUCGUCCUCACAGGUAGCGGAGACAAGACAGUAAAGAUCUGGAGUUUGGCGGAUUAUAGCUGCCUGAUGACCAUGGAAGGACAUACAAACAGCGUGUUAAAAGUCGUAUGGCUGCCACCUUCGAUAGGAGCGCCUCCAAUCACCGACGCAGACGGCGAUGAGGACAUGGACACCGCUGUGCCGGCGAUGCCUUCAGAGAGACGAGGGGUUCUCGUCGCAAGCGCAGCAGCAGACGGUCUCGUCAAAGUUUGGGAUGCACAAUCGGGCGAGUGCGCAGCUACCUUGGACAAUCACACCGACCGUGUCUGGGCCCUCACCAGUCGAGCGGCAUCGCAAUCGCCAGGCAGCAUCGGAGAAUCCAUCAUAUCCGGAGCAGGCGAUGGCGUCCUGACUUUCUGGACGGAUACCACGGCCUCCACCGCUCUUGAAAGCCGGGCAAGGGAAAUCAAGCAGGUUGAGCUGCAGCAAGAACUCGAAAAUCAUGUGUACAGCAGGAAUUGGCGCGAGGCCAUCACUCUAGCCCUGCAGCUUGAUCAGCCCGCCCGCUUACUGUCUCUCUUCAAGACUGUUGUCGAAGCCGAUACGCCCGAUCCCACAUCCUUUACGGGCAACAAGGACGUGGACGAUGUGAUUGCUUCCCUAGCAGAUGAGCAGGUUUUCAAACUUCUGCUCCGUGUGCGUGACUGGAACACAAACGCUCGGAACUUCUUGGUCGGGCAGCGCGUUCUCCGCGCCGUCAUUGAAGCUUGUGGCAUCGAAAGACUUGCGAAUUUGCACGUGCGAGGCGGAAGGGCAGGUCGAAGUGGUGUUAAGGAGGUCAUGGAAGGCUUGAGGGCGUACGGCGAGCGGCAUUUCAACAGGGUGAGUGAGAUGUGGGACGAAAGUUUCUUGGUGGAGUUCACGCUAGGAGAGAUGGACGACAUUUUAGGCCCUAGCGAUGAGGACGAGCGCAGAUUGCUGGGUGCGCCGGAAAUGGCCAACGGCGUAGCACCGAGCAGGGAGAAGGAUGUUAUAAUGUUGGAAGCAUAGACGAGAAUAUAUACUCCGGAGCGCAAGUUACCAUGCGCAUCUUUGCACUGGCCGCGUGUGCCCUUCUUCCC